Molecule: messenger RNA, 939 nt
Organism: Cadophora gregata
Lineage: Eukaryota; Fungi; Ascomycota; Leotiomycetes; Helotiales; Ploettnerulaceae
Exons: 2
Coding region: 1-939 (312 amino acids)
Source: RefSeq, a predicted model, not a curated record
AUGGCCGGCAGCCCAGGCUAUUCCAAGGAACAGUGGAAGAAGGACGCGGUUUUCAUUGUAGCACUACACGAGGACAUCGAGGAUGGAGGGUUCCCACACCUCGCCGAAUUACUUACACCUGCGGACCUGAGACAAGCGAAGUCUCUAUGCCGGAACCUGGAACCAGCGACUCUGUCAGACAUGAAGGACUUAGCUAUUCGAGCCUUAGGCUUUCUAGCUACGCUAGCUAUAUCAUCAGCAGAUACCUUUGUUCAAUUUAUGGCUAGAUUUAAAGCUGGCCCCCCUGACGAGGAGAUCAAUCAGCGGAAUACUCGCCAGUUCCGAAGAGCUGCAGAUGGGCACCCUGAAGACGGUGAUGACGAUAAUGAUUCGGAUCCGCCUUCACACUCGUCAGCUCGGAACCGAGGUGGAAGCACAAGAUCACAUAGGGUUAACGACUACUACCGCCGUCUCCGAGCUACAGAUGUGGGUCUUUUCGACGGUUCCAAUAUGCCUGUCACCAGCUACAUUGCUAUCUUGAAUAUGUUGGUCGCUCAGUACGGCGAAGAGGCGGUUACAGAAGUUCUUCCCUUAUGUAUGAAGGAAGAAGCUGGUAUUUGGCUCGGAACAUUGGCACCAGAGGUUAUAAGCUUGAUGACCAAUAGCAUCGACGAAUGGAAGGUUCAACUCUUACGCCAGUUCCACAUAAACGCAAGCGAGGCUGUUCGGAAAGCCGACGCCCUGAAACACUCUUUUAAGGCUGAGAAGGAACUCCCUCUACGUAAGUUCCUCGAUCAAAAAUACUCGCUGUAUAUUGAAGCUGGCGAGACUAAUCAAGAUUUGAUCGUUCGCCGCAUGCACCAGGCUCUGGAUCCUAGCCUUGCAGCAGGGGUACCACUUAAGGACGGGUUCAACACAGUCAACGAGUUCCGCGCUAAGGUAGCUAAUAUCGAGAACUAA